UUGGCGCGAAUGGCACGGGAGGUCAGUGCACGUCACGUAGUUGUUGCUCGCGAAGUCGAAGAAUCCAUCGGUGACUUGGGUCGUUCGCGGUGAGUCGUGGUGCCGUAAGUGCAGCGGCCGUGAGGAUACGCGAGGACCAACGUAGGUAUCGACGAACUGCUUCGUCGGCGAGAGACUCCCGAGCGGACCGGGGACAUUUGGUGCGCGGUCACAAGCUUGGUCUGUUCACGUUUGGUUCGCGCUCGACUACGGCCACGUCGGGCAAACGCGCGCGCGCGCGCGCGACUCCGAGGAAUCUACGAUCGAGAGUGGUAGAGAGCGGAAAACAUACGCGCGCAAGAGGAGUCGGGGGUGUGCGAGUAGCUCGAGUAGCAAGCCGUCGUCGCGAAGAAGAGCGAAUCAGCGCUCGAGUGUUGUGCAGGCCGAGAAGAAAAAAAGCCGGAUGAUCGCGCGGUGAAUGUAAUCGCGCUCGUCGUGAUCGUCUUAGUAGCCGGUUCCAGCACCUUUGACUCGACCGCCGCCUACUCUUUCUCUCUUUCUCUCUCUAUCUCUCUAUCUCUCUAUCUCUCUAUCCUAAGAACGUCCCAAGCUCGUCCUCUCUGAUACGGUCACCAUCGCCAUCGCUACCGCCGCCGCCGCCGCCGCCGUCGUUCGACGUCCGCCGCCGCCGCCGCCGCCGCUGACGACGACGACGACGACGACGACGACGACGACGACGACGACACGCGAGGCAGCCGCGCGAGUCGCAGGUUAUGUCAAGCGGAUUGGCAGGCGCUAUCUCAAACCAGCGGAUGAAAGGACAAGCCGGUAAUCAAGUGAGCAAUGGUCCUAAGGAACACCAGCAGCAGCAACAGCAAACGGAGCAUGCCGCUGGCGAGGACACUGGUUUCGAUUCGUGGCGGGGUGGCAACAAUGCUCAGCAUCACUCAAGUUAUCCAAUCGGCACCGGUGAUCCGUAUAGCCAGUACUACGCCGGCACCUCGUUCCCCUAUCAGACGUUUGGCGCCGGCGAUGGCACUUGGUCGAACGGCACCGAUCCGGUCGCCUUUCUCUCCGGUUACGGUGGUCAAAUAAGUCACGAUGCGUACGGCAUGGACGGCAUGUUCUCGGCGUCGGCAGCUGGCGGUGGGUUCAACGCGUUCGGCCAGCCGCCGUUCAAUUACUUCCACGGUAACGGCGACUUUAGUACGUGGGGCACGCCGAGGAGAACCAAGUAUGAGGACUACUAUCAGCCGCCGCGCGGUAACGAAAGCUAUGCUAAUCCGACGGCGAGCGGCACCGGCGGUGAGAUCAAAGCCAUCGAGCAGGGUGUGCAGGGUAUGUCGAUCAGUGGUGGCAGCAGCAGCAGCGAGUUACCACGGCAAGAUCAGCAGCAUCCGCAGCAAACUACGGCGCAGCAGGUCAAACCAGAGCCGAAGGAACCGAGAAAGAUAACGUGGGCGAGCGUGGCGAGCCAGCCGGCGAAACCGGUGCCGCCACUCUCCUCCACGCAAGGAAUGAAAAAGAAAGCGGGGAUGCCGCCGCCGCCUAUCGUACCAGGUAAGCACAACAUGGAUAUCGGGACGUGGGGCGAGGGCAAGUCUUCCGCACCGCCGCCGCCUACGGCGCCUCCACCGCCGCAGGUGCAGCCGCCUAUUCCGCCGCCACAGCCGCCCGUCCAGAGGCAGCAACGACCGCAGCAGCAGCAGCAACAACAGCAGCAGCAGCAGCAGCAGCCGCAGCACCAUCACCACCACCAACACCAUCAUCACCACCAUCACCAACAGCACCAGCACCAGCAACCCCCACAGCCGUGUUGGAACAGGCAGUCGUCCGCGACAGCGGUAGCAACGACGACGACGACGUCAGCCAUUUCGCAGUCACAGUCACAGACGCAAAUCCAUAUGCCGCCGCCGCAGUCGCAGCAGCAUCAGCAUCAGCAUCAGCAUCAGCAUCAGCAUCAGCAUCAGCUUCAACAUCAACAGUCGCAUCAACAGCACCACCAUCAACAACAGCAACAGCAUCAACAGAUACAACAGCAUCAACAACAGCAACAACAACUCAUCCAGAGCAACCCGUCGCAUCCAGUCCUUGACGAACUGAAAGUGAAGAACGACUACAAUCCCGUUGAUUUUGAUCAGACUGCACCUGGCGCGAGGUUUUUCGUCAUCAAGUCCUACUCGGAAGAUGACAUUCAUCGGUCGAUCAAGUAUGAGAUCUGGUGUAGCACGGAGCACGGUAAUAAACGGCUGGAUCAGGCUUACCGGGAAGCGAGUCGCGAGGGCGCGCCUCUUUAUCUUUUCUUCUCGGUCAACGGAUCCGGUCAUUUCUGCGGCAUGGCGCAGAUGGUCUCCCCUGUUGACUAUCAGUGCAACAGUAGUGUCUGGUCUCAGGACAAGUGGAAGGGUCAGUUUCGCGUCCGUUGGAUAUACGUGAAGGAUGUUCCUAAUGUGCAAUUACGACACAUUAAACUCGAGAACAAUGAGAACAAGCCGGUGACCAACUCGCGAGACGCACAAGAGGUUCCGCACGCGAAAGGUGUCACGGUACUGCGUAUUCUGCAUACCUAUCGUCACUCCACGAGCAUCUUCGACGACUUUGGGCAUUACGAGCGCCGGCAGGCCGAGGAGGAUCAGCGCAAGACUCCAAGCAAUACCAUACAGCAUCACCAUUCUUCCUCCAAUCACAGGAAUAGGGGACAUGCUCCGGACAUGUCCAGAGAUCACCAUCAGCACAGUCACCAGUCUCAUCUGCAUCAGCGCAAGGAGCGUGGUGGUCGUGGUGGUAGAGGAAAUUCGCGCCAGUAGCGCUCGAUAUUGCAGAGUAAUGCCGUUAACGAGAGUAAUCGAUGUAAAGGAAGCACGCUACGACUAAUAAUCACGUCCUACCACUUACCUUUGCUUUCCUGGAUUUACGAUGGGCUUCUUCUAAUUUCCUGUGAUUCGUUGGUGGCCUCGGCCGCGAUGUUCUUUCGUUGAAAUAAUGAUUAAUCCGAUAAUCAGAUAACACUAGCAUCGCGUAUCGACAUCGUAAAAUAAUAUGUAAUCGCAACUUUUGAGGAAGAGGAAAAGGAGGAGCAGAAGAAAAGGAUAAUACCCUAGCUUCCGAGAAGGAUGUUUGAUUAAACUCGAUUAUUAAGUAUAUAUAUAGUGUGGUGUUGCGUGCUAUUCAUCGAAAGGUGUUUCUUAAAACGUACAAAUCAUAAAACAGGACAAGAGACAGGAAGAGAGAGGAAGAUGGAGGGAAGGGGGAAGAGAGCGAAAAAAAACGCGAUAUAGAAGAAAAAGAAAAUUAAGAAACUGUAAUAUGUGGACUAAUCCUUGUAAAAUGCUUAAACUUUUGUUGAAAAUGGAAAAAAUCUAUACGAGAACAUUAUAAACAAGUGUCAUUUGGAUUGGUUAGAUAUCGUUUUAAAUACCAAUGAACACAUUCAAUCUGGUGCCUGCAGCUCGACAGAAGGGCCGAAUUCCCCCUUAAUUGUUAAUAAGGUGCAGGGGCUUGUUACAACGUUCUCAGUUGUAUUAUAACCAUCAUGCUUCACAAAAUGAAUUAUACAGAAAAUUAUAUUGACGUUUAUUUUAGCGCGUAUUCUAUAUCUGUAUUGCGAAUAUAUCAUCUAUUAUUAUAUUAUUCGUGGACUACAGAGAAAUGAGUUGAGGAUAAUAUAACGAGAAGUGAAAUAAUACCUAUUACAAUUAAUCUACUGUAAUGUACACGAUGACGAUCAUUAUUAUUGUAUCAUUUGAUGACAUUUCAUGAGAUAUUCCUAUUGUUAAAUGCA
Messenger RNA from Monomorium pharaonis (pharaoh ant), 3760 nucleotides. It is a transcript of the gene Ythdf, whose product is annotated as YTH domain-containing family protein 3. Gene Ontology annotation, molecular function: mRNA binding; N6-methyladenosine-containing RNA reader activity. Gene Ontology annotation, cellular component: cytoplasm. The transcript has 4 exons. The record is from RefSeq and is a predicted model, not a curated record. Gene Ontology annotation, biological process: mRNA destabilization. Bases 753 to 2786 code for a protein of 677 amino acids. NCBI's taxonomy places the organism in Eukaryota, Metazoa, Arthropoda, Insecta, Hymenoptera, Formicidae.